Molecule: messenger RNA, 2895 nt
Organism: Histoplasma mississippiense
Lineage: Eukaryota; Fungi; Ascomycota; Eurotiomycetes; Onygenales; Ajellomycetaceae
Exons: 6
Coding region: 1-2895 (964 amino acids)
Biological process (GO): arachidonate metabolic process
Cellular component (GO): membrane
Source: RefSeq, a predicted model, not a curated record
AUGUCGCUGUGCGAUCACGUCUCUUGGGUAGGGUUCGUAGAGGGAGAGGCUGGACCUCACCUGUCAUACGACUGGCGUCUUGCUCGUGUUAUCGGAGAGCUUCACAAACCUUAUGAGCAGUAUCCUCACGUGAUCUUCUUCAUGGGAACGAAGCAUAAAGAUGCGGCUCUGCGGCAGCUUUGCAAGGGAAAUUACCGCCGCACCAAUAACCGAGGCGCCAUCAACCUUCGGGCAGACAGUAAUUCCCUAGGAUCCACAUAUCCCCGUCUGUAUGCCGAUUGCGACCCUGGCCGAUGUACGCUCCAUCCCGCUUUUAACACCCCACAGACCUGUCACCGUCAAGAAAUUUUCCCGGUCAGAUGGCCGACGUCACCCACAGAGCCUUACGAUCUUGUCAUUGCACGCCUCCUCUUUCUGUUUACCGAUGUCAUCUGCAUCUUCGCGGAGGAUGUAGGCGGCUUGGAGGCGACGAGAACCCUCUUGCUGAAAUGGGCAGCCAUCGGAUCGGCGUCAACACUACCUCCACGUGUCCGUCCUCGGAUUAUCGUUGUCACCGGAGGGGAAAGGAGUAAGAGCAUGACUGAGCUGAUGCUGGCUGAAGAUGACUUUUUGUUCCAGAUGUUUGACUUCGGCAGUGCUCCCCUCUUCUCGUCCUUUUCAAACAUCGGCAUUUCACGUCUGCCAUCCAUGGAGCUCUCAGCCGACGCCCGCUACCUGCAAUUGUGGGCGGACAUCAACACGGAACUGAGGGAGACUCGGCAGGCUCGGCUCACCGACCGCGCACGGUUUUCGGCAGUGCACCUUAACGCAUUUUUUGAAGAUGCGUUGCUGCGGCAUUUCACGACUGAUGCUCUGGCUCCGUUUAGUUUCAUUCUUUGGUCAAGGCGGAGCAAUCCGAUCAGCGGUUCGUUGGUCUCACACCUUUCCAACUUUUUUACGGAAGGGUGUCGGAUACAUGCACCCUAUGACGCCCUGGCAUCGUACGUAGCCUCAGCAAUUCUAAUGGAUGCGUACCCACCCUCCAUGCAUGUAUUUUGUCCGCGCUUUGUCUUUAAGACCUUGUACCGAACGGCUGUUCAUCGUGCACUAAGUGCAGCAUAUUCCGACACAUUUGCGGAACGGCAAUGCCAGAACAUCGAGGAUCACAUGUCCUUGUUGUUUGAUUCCAUGGUAUCUAACGCUCAGCCAUCAGCUCGGAUCCAUCGAUACAAUCUGAAGCACGAUAAGAGAUUGUGGCGACAGUUGGAAUCGAGCUCCUGUUCCACCUGCUUUGGAUGCCUACGGCGGUCCAGCCAACAUCCUAUGCCAUCAUGCGGACAUUUAAUUUGCGACACGUGCGUGGAGAUAGACUGGGCCGGUGUCAUUGGCGCGGAGAGCGAGUAUAUCGGGCGGGAAUGCCCUGUCUGUGCGGAGCCCACUGCUAUGAAGGUAAAGGUCAAACCACGAACCGCCGGUGCGCGUCUCAUCAGCAUUGACGGGGGGGGUACGUGUGGCAUGAUCCCCAUCCAGAUUUUAUCGUCGAUGCAAAUGCUUCUAGGUCCUGAUCUACCAAUUGAAGAUCUCUUCGAGUUCAACAUUGGAACAAGCUCAGGCGGCCACACCGCAUUGGAUUUGGGCAAGCGCAAACGUAGGAUCGAGGACAUCAAAGAGGACUACCCACAUUUUAUCAAGGAAUUUCUUAAGCAGCAGAAGGACAAAUCUCGUAAUAGGUUCUUCUAUGUGUUCAAGACUAUUGCUUGGGACGGUUUGUAUGAUGCCGAGUCACUAGAAAAUAUCCACAGGGCGUACUUCGGCACAUUGCGGAUGUUUGACGCGUCGUCAACGAUGGUCUCAGGCGCCAAGGUCGCCGUGCCCGCCUGCACGAUUGAGGACGGCACCCCCAAUCUAUUUACCAACUAUAACGCCGAGACGCCUUUGGGGCAUGAUCGUGCUGGUAAACAUCCUUUUGUGUGGCAAGCGGCGCGAGCGACGUCUGCGGCUCCUUUUUUUUUCCCUUCGGUUACGAUCGAUGACGAAAUCGGCAGCUUUAUGGAUGGCGGUAUGCGACCGCAGUACAAUAACCCCGUUAAUCUGGGUUUGUCCGAAAUCAGGCGUCUGUGGCCAUCAAUAAAGAGACCGGACGUCGUGAUCUCCCUCGGGACGGGGACACAAAGAGGCCCUGGAUCCCCAAAGAUGUCGACCUUUCGCAAUAUCUUGACGGAUGGAUGGCUUCUCCGAGGAUGCCGGUCUUACUGGGCGCUGUUUGAUGGCGAGUUGACCUGGUUGGAGCUGGUGAACCGACUCGAUAGGGAAGAGAGAGAGAAGUAUGUUCGGCUCAACGUAUGCUUCCCGGGCCCACGCCCGGCUCUGAACAAUGCCGACUGCAUGGGGGUUUUGUCGCGACUGGUACAGGAACAGGUGGUCCCGCAGAAGAGCAGACAAGCUGUGGUGCUCCUUCUCACUUCCUGCUUCUUCUUCGAGCUGGAUGCUGUCCCACAGUUUCAUUGUGGUCUCUUCCGAUGCGUGGGCUCUAUCCGCUGCCGCGGGCCCGCGAGGACAGUUGUUAGGACACUCUUGUCCCUUCAGUCCGCACCGGAAGAGCGUUUGGAUUUCUACAAAGAUGAGAUAAACUUGGGAUUCAGUCUAUCUGAGGACAAUAUCUGCACAGAUUGUCGGAGGUACUGUCUGCCAGUUCGAUUCUUCGUUCGUCAUUUACAGGAGCUAUUUACACUUAAAAUCCGAUUUGACGGUUGCCAGUACACACUCAGCGGAUUUCCCAACACCUCAGAGUUCUUCACAGAAGAGCAAGGCCUAGAUAGUAGCUUUGGAACUGCCCAUCAUGAUCGCCCCCUAUACAUCCGCUGUGGUCGAUGCGAUAGCAAAGUCAAGGGCAAAAUAGAGGGUGGAAGAAUAUGA